Messenger RNA from Eurytemora carolleeae, 930 nucleotides. RefSeq names its product dolichol-phosphate mannosyltransferase subunit 1 (gene Dpm1). The transcript has 5 exons. Gene Ontology annotation, cellular component: endoplasmic reticulum membrane. Gene Ontology annotation, molecular function: dolichyl-phosphate beta-D-mannosyltransferase activity. Gene Ontology annotation, biological process: protein O-linked glycosylation via mannose; GPI anchor biosynthetic process. NCBI's taxonomy places the organism in Eukaryota, Metazoa, Arthropoda, Copepoda, Calanoida, Temoridae. The record is from RefSeq and is a predicted model, not a curated record. The coding region runs from base 25 to 744 and encodes 239 amino acids.
AUUUUUAUAAUUUACAGAUAAAUAAUGGUGAAGAAUAAGUAUUCCGUUCUUCUUCCAACCUACAACGAGAGAGAAAACCUUCCCAUUAUCGUGUGGUUACUCGUCAAGUACUUUACCGAGGCUGAGAUUGAUUAUGAGAUUAUCGUGAUUGAUGACGGUUCUCCAGACGGAACUCUAGAGGCAGGGAAGCAGCUUGAAAAGAUAUACGGAGCUGAUAAGAUCGUUCUUCGUCCCAGGGAGAAAAAAUUGGGAUUAGGGACUGCAUAUAUACACGGGAUGAAGCAUGCUACGGGCAACUAUAUCUUUAUAAUGGAUGCUGAUCUAUCUCAUCAUCCCAAGUUUAUUCCAGAGUUUAUCAAGACACAGAAGGAGGGGAACUAUGACGUUGUGUCUGGAACCAGAUACUCAGGAGAUGGCGGAGUCAACGGUUGGGAUUUAAAGAGGAAAAUUAUCUCGAGAGGAGCUAACUACGUUACUCAGAUACUUCUCAGGCCUGGAGCUUCAGAUCUUACAGGAUCAUUCAGGUUGUACAAGAAGGAAGUACUAGAGAAGCUGGUCGCCUCCUGUGUCUCCAAGGGCUACGUAUUCCAGAUGGAGAUGGUUAUAAGAGCUCGUCAGCUCGGAUACACGAUAGGUGAGGUUCCUAUCUCCUUCGUGGAUCGUGUUUACGGAGAGUCUAAACUCGGAGGAAACGAGAUUAUUGGAUUCGUGAAGGGGCUUCUCUACCUCUUCGCUACUACAUAGAAAACUCUUCGUUACUACAUAGAAAACUCUUCGUUACUACAUAGAAAACUCUUCGUUACUACAUAGAAAACUCUUCGUCACUACAUAGAAAACUCUUCGUUACUACAUAGAAAACUCUUCGUUACUACAUAGAAAACUCUUCGUUACUACAUAGAAAACUCUUCGUCACUACAUAGAAAACUCUUC